AUGGUGUUAGCUGCAGUAACUAAAACUCCAUCUUACUUUUCAAGAUACCAAGUUAAAUACCGUCGAAGACGCGAAGGAAAAACUGACUACCAGCAGAGGAGAAACCUCAUCAAGCAGGACUUGAACAAGUAUCAAACCAGAAAGUAUAGAUUUAUCGUCAGAUUCACCAAUUCGAAAGUCAUCUGUCAAGUAGCUUAUGCAACUUUGUCAGGCGAUAUUAUUGUGGCAAGUGCUGACUCAUCUGAGUUAACCCGUUUCGACAUUCCCAUCAGAAAUACUCUUGACGGAGAAGAAUACAGAGCCGAAGACCAAGACUUCAACAAAACUCCUCUUAGAGCAGUUCUCGAUGUCGGUCUCUCAAUCGUUACUAGAGGAAACCGUGUUUUCGGUGCUCUCAAAGGUGCUUGCGACGGUGGUUUAUCUAUCCCCCACUCCAUCAAAAGAUUCCCAGGUUACGACCCCAACUCCUCUGACGGCGCUUACGACGCAGAACUCCACAGAGAAAGAAUUAUGGGCAUCCACGUAGCUAAGUACAUGAAAAAACUUCAGGAAGAAGACCCCGAAAAAUACAACAGACAGUUUUCAAGAUACAUUAAAUUAGGCAUCACACCUGAAAACUUGGAAUCGAAAAUCCAGGCUGUCCACGACGCUAUCCGCGCCAACCCUAAUACUCCUAAGGCAGAGCCCAAGCAGUACAAAAUCACCAGAGAAAACAACUACAUUGUCACCUAUAACGCUAAAGGGGAACAAAUUAAAUACUUCAGGCCCAAGAAACUCACCAAGGCCCAACGCAUGGAAAGAGUCCAAAUGAAAAUUGCUGAAGUUGCCCGCUUAGCAUCUGAAGCCAUGGCCAACUAA
This is a messenger RNA of Dermatophagoides pteronyssinus (European house dust mite), 858 nucleotides long. RefSeq names its product 60S ribosomal protein L5-like. NCBI's taxonomy places the organism in Eukaryota, Metazoa, Arthropoda, Arachnida, Sarcoptiformes, Pyroglyphidae. The record is from RefSeq and is a predicted model, not a curated record.